Syngnathus acus (greater pipefish) is the source of this 3426-nucleotide messenger RNA. It is a transcript of the gene cngb1a, whose product is annotated as cyclic nucleotide gated channel subunit beta 1a. Gene Ontology annotation, molecular function: intracellularly cAMP-activated cation channel activity; cGMP binding; intracellularly cGMP-activated cation channel activity. Gene Ontology annotation, cellular component: photoreceptor outer segment; plasma membrane; intracellular cyclic nucleotide activated cation channel complex. Bases 328 to 3306 code for a protein of 992 amino acids. Gene Ontology annotation, biological process: monoatomic cation transmembrane transport; retina homeostasis. The record is from RefSeq and is a predicted model, not a curated record. The transcript has 27 exons. NCBI's taxonomy places the organism in Eukaryota, Metazoa, Chordata, Actinopteri, Syngnathiformes, Syngnathidae.
AGCCACAAGACACCAAAAGAAAACAGCCACCAUUUCUUGUGGUGGACCAAAAAGAAGACAUGACCUUGGGAGCCCAUUGGAUGCGCGCGCGUGCACCCUAACCCCUCUCAUUGUCCUGCCCUAAUCCGCUCCCACGCCGCCUCUUAAGUCCUCACGCACGCACGCUCACUUACUUAUCCCGAACCUGAGCUCGAGCCCGCUUCUCGUCAUCGCCCCGCAAGCUCGCAGCCACGCCGCCGUCAGCGCUCAGCUUCUGGUUCCCGGUUUCGCCGGUGUGAAGGAGAUGCGAGCGGAGGACCGCUCAAUCAGUCAGUGAAAAGGUUGAAGAUGACGAGCUGGCUGCUCCAACUGGUUCCCCGCCCCCCCGAGAGCAACCGACUCCAGGAACGGCUCAGCAGCACCCGGGAUGAGUCCAAACAGGAAGUGGCCUCGUCUCGUCGGAGCCAGGCCUUCCCUCCCAACGUGGAGCAGGCGGCCGUCGCACGGGGCCGCGGCGCUCUGCCCUCGGCCGUCUUCCCGGACGCUACGGCGGCAGUCGCGCGCCUUCCGGCGGAGUCCACGCGUGGGGACACCGUCCCGGCUGGUAUUAUGGGAUGGAUCGUCGGCAGCCUGGAGCGCACCUUGCCCCGGCCGGCGCGCCAGCAGGAAGCUGACGAUGACGUUCAAGAGUUGGUUGUGAAGAAGAGCCAGCUGCACCCUUUGGAUGUCCAGCCGUCAGCAAAAGACGCCGAUGAGGAGAAGCGGGACAACCAGUCUGAAGAUGAGGGCCCGACUCCGCCCGAGGAGAACGUCGAGACGGAUGCCGGCCAGGCGGUUCCGGCUCCUGUGGAGGAACGCCUGCGGCGGCAGCGUCUGGAGGCCGCCCGUGUGGCCGAGGACGUGGCCAGGAAGGCGGCGCUGGCGGCCGUGCGACGGCUGGAGGCGGAACACUCGUCCGCCUUGCGCAUCCGACAACUUCCAAACAUCCCGGAGGAGCAAAACGAGGACCGGCCUGGCAACGCCAAGUUGCCAACCCCAGGCACUAACCGCCAAGUUCUGCUCGUGUGUCAUGGAAUCCUCGACAGGCGCCCGGAAGUCACGGGCGCCCUUUCCGCGAGGUCGGCCGGCCGGCCAGACGACCGGGUAGAGUCACCCUGGAGACCCGAAGCGGCUGUCGAUUGCUGUUCAGCAGGUCUGCCACUGGAAACGGGAAUCCCCGAGAUUGUUACGCCGCCACCGAGCUGCUCUCCCGAGCCCGCACUCAGCGGGACCGCAGAGCUCUCGGCGGACCAGGAGGACGACGACGAGUCGGUGAGGGUGGGACCCGAGUCUGAGACCUGUCGAGGGGACUUGCUGACUGCAGACGUCCGUCCGGCGUCUGCAGCCAGCGUCGGAAGCGUCGUGGUCCAGGACCGCCUCUGCCAGCUGGUACGGCUCUUCAAAGGUCGGACGGAACGCCACAAAGACCGUCUGGUGGAUCCGGAUGAUUCGGAGCAGGAAAGUCCCACCGCCUCUCCCAGCAAAGCUCCGCCUCCCCCACCCUCACCCCCACCUGGAGAAGACGAGCUGGAAGCCCCCAUCAGUGGAAAGGAAGAAGAAGAAGCUGUGUUACGCCUCGACAUUCUGGGACAUCCACUUCAAAUUCCCAAACUCGCAAUGCCCAAAUGGCUCGGAGCCAUGGCGGAGUUCCGGUUCCCCUCCAGCAUUGACCCGUUCACCGACUUGGUCUACGUGCUGUGGCUGUUCUUGGUGGUCGCGGCCUGGAACUGGAACGUUUGGCUGAUACCCGUUCGCUGGGCCUUUCCCUACCAGACCCCGGAGAACCUCCACCUUUGGCUCCUGGUCGACUACACCUGCGAUCUGGUUUACAUUGUGGACAUCCUGGUCUUCCAGCCCCGCCUACAGUUUGUCCGCGGGGGGGACAUUGUGUGUGAUAAAAAAGCCAUGCAAGAAAACUACAUGACCACCGAGAGAUUCAAGAUGGACGUUAUCACUCUGUUUCCCAUGGAAAUCUUCUACUACUGGACAGGAGUCACGUCUCUGCUAAGAUUCCCUCGCCUGCUCAAGUACCAUGUUUUCUUCGAGUUUAACGACAGAAUGGAAGCGGUGAUGAAGAAGGCCUACAUCUACAGGGUGAUCCGGACCUCCACCUACCUACUGUACUCUCUGCACAUCAACGCGUGCCUGUUCUACUGGGGCUCCGACUACCAAGGCUUAGGUUCAACCAAGUGGGUUUACGACGGAAAAGGCAACGCUUACAUCCGAUGUUACUACUUUGCGGUGAAGACGUUGAUCACCAUUGGUGGUCUUCCCGACCCAACCACCGUCUUUGAGAUCUGCUUCCAGCUCAUCAACUAUUUUGUGGGCGUCUUCGCUUUCUCCAUCAUGAUCGGACAGAUGAGGGACGUGGUGGGGGCAGCCACGGCUGGCGAGAACUACUACCGCGCCUGCGUGGACGGCACCGCCAAAUACAUGAACUCGUAUGACAUUCCCAAGGCCGUCCGUAACCGGAUCAAGACCUGGUACGACUACACGUGGAAGAGCCAAGGCAUGCUGGACGAGCAAGAGUUGCUGCUGCAGCUUCCUGCCAAGAUGAGACUAGACAUGGCUGUGGAUGUCAACUACUCCAUCGUUAGCAAGGUGGCGCUCUUCCAGGGUUGUGAUCGUCAAAUGGUGUUUGACAUGCUGACAAGACUCAAAUCUGUUGUCUACCUGCCAGGAGACUUUGUGUGUAAGAAGGGUGAGAUCGGCAGGGAAAUGUACAUCAUCAAGCAGGGCGAGGUCCAAGUGGUGGGCGGUCCAGACCUUCAGACAGUUUUUGUCACCAUCAGGGCAGGUUCAGUGUUUGGCGAGAUCAGUUUGUUGGCCGGGGGCGGAGGAAACCGUCGCACUGCCAACGUGAAGGCACACGGAUUCGCCAACCUGUUCAUCCUGGACAAGAAGGACCUGGCGGAAAUCCUGGUUCACUAUCCAGAGUCCCAGAAACUUCUCCGCAAGAAGGCCAAGACCAUGCUGACUAAGGACAAGAAGCCGGAGGAAAAGGGAGGCGGCAAAGAGGCCGCCCAGGUCAUCCCGGUCCCACCAGACACGCCCAAAAUGUUCAAGGCGGCCAUGCGGGUGACGGCGCAGGCGGGAAUGGCAGGAACCUUCGCUAAACUCAAGAAGCGCUCGGGCCAGCCUCAGGCUCCGGCCUCUCCUUGCCCACCGGCCGUCACCAUGACAUCGGCGACGGAAGGGGAGGAGCUUCUCGCGGUGGAGGCGGCGACAGCCAAAGACCAGCAGCAAGUGGACGGAGCAGAGACAGGAGUGGGGGAAGACGCCGAGUAAAAGGCUUCCGACUCUUCACCAUUUUCUUCAGAUAUGUCGAGCGGCUUCUUGCUAGAUAACGCUUAGAACUCCCGUCCAAUUUGUAGAAUCCAGACCUUUGCCUCGCAGCCCGAGCUUUCU